CUCGAUAUUUGCGUUACAAAAAUAUUUGUUUUGCCGCUGCUUCUAUUUAUUUACUUAUUAAAAAAAAAUUUUAAUUACUCAGGAUUUUAAAAUACCAGCAUGUGAAGGAUAAUCAGUGACGUUUUUAGGUUAUAAACAUAAAUAAAACAUAAUAAUAGAAAGUCUACAUAAUAAUAUAAACAUUAAUUUGAAUGAAGAUAUUUUUCAAAAAUGUCAUCACCGCCAAAUAUAACAUUCGGAUAUUUACAAAUGGAAGAGCGUUACAAAAAUCUUGAACGCACGAUUAAAAAAAUGCAAUUGAAGGAAUUAGAAAAAGAUAAUAUAAAUAAUAUAAUAAACGAGUCAAGAUCCUGCGCUUCGAGUAUCAAUGGAAAUUUACUGGACAACACAAUUGGAGAAACAAACUCUCGUAUUGGCAGCGAAGUUGUCUCGUCCAGCACAAAUAUGCGUAACAUUAUUUCUAAAAAUCUAAAUCCGCAAAUGUACAGCAGUAUCACAACAUCAAGUUUUAAAAAUUCACCAGAUACUUUAGUAGAUCGAGUUAUCAUGCCACCACCAAAGACAAUGGGAAUCCUGGCCCAUUCGUCGCGUCGAAAUUCACUAGCGAGCACACACAUGCCAACAAAAAUAAAUCCAGCUGGUACUGAAUCAAACGCUAGUACUAUUUCUUCAAUAAAUUUUCCAACACCAUCUGAGUUUAGCAAAAAAACAUGUGAGAUUUUACACUCGACCUUAGAUCUAAACAAACCUGACCGCAUUUUCAUACAGUGGAAAGUUGUUCUGAAUGAUAAACGCGAAUUGCUUAUUAAAGGGAAACUAGAUUGUGGUAGAUCUGUUCGCAGUAAGCCGGUAGUCCAACGCAUCGAUGCGACAACUGUAAGAUCUGUUUUUUCAAACAUCUACUGCCUUCAAGGGAGAAUUCACGACGAAGAGAAUGAGCUACCGGAGUAUGUACGCGGUAAAUUUUACAAUGGGUUUCCAGAUGAUUGGGAAAAUGUUUAUAAUAUUUGGCAAAGUUUUGUUGAAGGUGGUUGCGACAUUAAUUUUCGCUGGCCGACACCAAUCACUGACAGCGACGAUGACUUGAUAAGUGAAAUAACUGAAGUGUACUGUCCGUCUAAAUCUCUGCGUCGUUUACGGCCACGUAAAAGACCUCCAAGAAGUACCGAAAAAAUUAAAGACUUGAGUAAAAAGUCAUUAGUGACCAAAUCACCAGUCAACCCGAAGCAUUUAUCACCGGAGCAUCGACCCGGAGAGUCGCUUCCUCCAACUGUAUCUUUGUCAGCUCCAAAACAAUUGACCAGAAGCCCUAGAUCUGGAUCCAGAGCUACUAAUGAUCGUAAAGCAGAAAAAGUAUCUGAAGAAGCAGCUGUUGACUCUAGUGAUGAGUCGCGUAAUGUCAUUGAUAUGUUUCUCGGUAAGAUGUCGCAUUAUUUAUUGAAUAAUUCAAACGCGCAGUUUACUCCAAGCGCUGAAGACAGCUCAGAUAUCGCGAAAGCCUUUUCAAUUAUGUUGAAAAAUAAAAAACAUUCCGUGGAAUACUUAGACGGGAUUGUUAAAAUGUCUAAUUCCUUGAAGAAUACUAUAAUUCGGGCGGGAGUCGAUGAUCCAGUAGCAGAAAGUAAUCAGCUUUCAUCUGUACCACCUAGAAGUGGAAACUCGUCAAGGAAUUUUAGUACCACCUACACGAUGACUGAUGCAAAUAAAAGUUUAUCUGCUGGAUCGAAUAAAAUUCUUAAAGAACGAAAUGGUGGUCAAGCAACAAGUAAUUUUUGUGGUAAAGACAAUUUGAAACGUGCUCCAGUUUGUAGAAAGUUAACUCAUCGUGAUUACGACAGUUCUGAUGAGUAUGACCGUGAUAGUGAUGAUGAUGAUGAUGAUAAGCGUUAUGACAGCCGACGCGUUUUGAAACCAAGAUCCCUUCGAGUUCCCAAAAAAAGAUUGCACGAACGGCAGAAAAUAUUGAAGUCUGUUGGACGUAGGCGUCCACACAAUCAUAAUGACAGUGAUUCAGAUGACAAUUUGCCGCAUAAAAGUAAAAAAGUCUUCAAUAGUCCUGCGUAUGAUGAUCGAAGGACAAAUAUCGAUGCCGUUGAACCGGAACAAGAAAAAUUAACUCGACGUCAUUCGAAAAAUACCGACACCCGAAGGACACCCAUCCAGCAACCGCCGAUUGCGGUGAGAGAAUCGCGGCCAGUCUUACAGCCUCCAGGAUAUCCUGCUUAUCUCCAUGAUCGUCGAGGAGCUGAAUCAGCUUCAACCAUCACAGGAUUUCUUGCCAACUAUGACUCGUGCACCAGCUUCACCGAAGACGAGCGCAGGGUUCAGAACAUGAAUCGACAAAAACUCCAGCUAGACCAUAACAGACUUGGCAAAGUUCUUCAACCGGUAGUGAGUAAAAACCCAGCGCAAUAUGAUUCGUGUGUGAGUAUCACCGAAGAUGAAUCGAAUAAAAUCACUACCGAGGCAACAAACAGAAAUAAAUUUAAGAAACCGGUACUUCAGGAAACAAACGCCCAGUACUUUGGUGAGAUACUGAAGAGAACGACUCUUCAGCAACUUAAGCAGAUUGAAAAAAAUGAUGACUAUCAGCAUCAACAUCCUAAAACUAGUCCAAGUCUGUUGAAAAAUGUCCAAAAUCAACCGGAAUUUUCUCAAACAAUUCCUGCUAAAAUGUCGAUUACUGAUGACAAAGAAAAUGAAGAAAACGGAAGCAGGCAAACUUUGCGUGCAGCAUCUCCACAAAUUGUCAAAAGAGAAGAAAGACAAGAAUCAUCAAACAAAAUAAAUCCUGAAUUUAAAAAACCUUCUGUCGUCAGUAUAGAAAAUGUAUCAAUGAAAUUGCACCCUCGUUCAAUUAAAUCUCCACCGUGUCUUCAAGUCAAGUCACCGAAGAAAACUGUCGACAAGUCAGUUGAUAAGCAAUUGAGUGAUGAUAAAUUAAUAAAAAAAUCUCAUCGGCUAACUGAUGAAAAUACCAGAGAAAAUGUAUCAGUGCCAGUGCCUACUUUAAAAACACCCGAAGCUUUACAAUCAGAAGCUCUCGCUCGUGGUAAAAAUCUCAGUGACAAAUAUCCCCGGGACACGAGAUGUGAAAAAUUGCAAAGGAAUCAGUCGCGAAUAAAAUUUGGAUCUGAAGACAAUCCGAAGGUCCUGACUUGUUGGAUGCCGAAUAUAAAGAAGAUGGCCAACACCAAGUACGGGCUUAUUUUCGAAGGGAACCUGCUCAACGAAGCCGGUCAUGUCAGUUCGAAAAAGUACAAAACUGAUUUAAUAGUUCGUAGAGUGACCCCACGGAUAGUAGAAACGAUAAACAAUGAAUUUUAUCAACUGUCUGGAGAUCUAGUGAACGCCAAGUACGUGGUACCGCGAGAACUCCAGAAGCUUUGCAUGGACGGCUGUCCUGCCAAGAUAUCAGCGUUCUGUGAAAAAUGGAGAAAGAUUAAAAGCGACGAGUCAAGUUUAUUUCAAUCAGCCGAGUCAUUAAACGCGUCGAUAGACAUGUCAAGUGUGCCGACGAGCUCACGUGGCCGUCGUAGGGUUCAGAGCCUGCGUUACUGGGAAGGCGAAAGACUGUCGAUGAAAGGCGAUGACGUCUACUACAGUCCAGGUCACUUGCAGGACUCGAUUCUUCCUUCGUCUCAUGAAACUUCCAGGAAAGAUACUUCGCAAACUUCAUCCAAGAAAUGCAACACCAGCAAAGAUAACUCGCUAGCAGUUAAAAAAAAUUCAAAUGAUCCGAAAAACAAAAGUUCCAGCCUUUCGCCGAGAAAAGAAAUUAUUAAAACUAAAAAAUUAAAUGAUGACAACAAUUAUAAUUUAAAUGCGCAGAAAGAAUCUGGUAGCAAGACAGCAGUAAGUCCCCGGGUGUCAUCAGACAAUCGUAGACGCAGCCAAAGGUUCAGAAGCGCCAAAAGAAAGUCAUUGCGUGAACCUAAAUCGUCGUGCAGCGACUCCAGUCCUGGUGAAGAUGCCGGAAACUCGAGGUCCAAGCGAAGACGCAGGGUAGUAAAUUAUUGUGAAUUAGAACCUGAUCGAGUUGAUAAGAGAACUACGAGAUCCAGUGACAGUAAAAAUAAACGCGGGCCGAAAAAUAAGUCAAAGCAUGACAACGAUGAGAUGUCAAGUUCGGAUGAAACUCCUCCAGGAGUUUCUUAUUGCUACCGGAAAAUUCCUUACAGUGAUAAAUUUUUUUCAGAUGAAUAAUUUUUAAUUAUAUGUAUAUAUAUAAGUAUAAAAAAAAAAGUAUUUAAAUUAUUAUAAGUUGUGCUGCCAUUAUGUUUAUACAUUUUUUUAACCAUGGAGAUUAUUUCUA
Molecule: messenger RNA, 4315 nt
Organism: Microplitis demolitor
Lineage: Eukaryota; Metazoa; Arthropoda; Insecta; Hymenoptera; Braconidae
Exons: 3
Coding region: 211-4206 (1331 amino acids)
Source: RefSeq, a predicted model, not a curated record